AUGGGAGACCUAAAUCUUAUGGCAUUUGACCUUGCUGAAACCUUUAAUCCAUCAUGGAGUCGUCCACACAAUGCCAAGGAGACGGCUGACCGUCAAGGUGGCCAUAAAUUUAAAAAGAUGCUCUUUGACAUUACCAAGGACAAGGUGGAAAAGCGAAAGACUUUGGAGGGGCAAACAUCAAUCUUUACGCAAUUGAAUUUGUCUUUUUGA
Molecule: messenger RNA, 210 nt
Organism: Ambispora gerdemannii
Lineage: Eukaryota; Fungi; Glomeromycota; Glomeromycetes; Archaeosporales; Ambisporaceae
Source: the annotation of a GenBank genome assembly